Diatraea saccharalis (sugarcane borer) is the source of this 909-nucleotide messenger RNA. Lineage: Eukaryota; Metazoa; Arthropoda; Insecta; Lepidoptera; Crambidae. The record is from the annotation of a GenBank genome assembly.
CAUGAAAAUUGCUAGUUCCGUUACACAAAAUGACACACAUUUUGCAUCUGCUAAUGUUUCAUAUAUUGUACAGCCUCGGUACGGUAAAAUACUAGAAAUGGUUUGUGAAUUUAAGUUUUGGAUUUUAUUGUUAGUAACAAUCAAUGGAGUUUUGAAUUUUGAUGAUGAAAUAGAGAUUAACAAAGGCAAGGCAAGAGUACUAUCGAGGAGAAAGCGGUAUGUGACGUUUCCUGAAGGCUCCAGUUUUUCGUGUGCUGGCUGCAUGACAGUAGGCUUGAUAGGCCAACCAGCGCCAGCGACUGUUCCGGGAACUUUCACAUUUGGUCUGAAUUGGGGUAUUGCGUAUGAACUGCCAAAUGCCACAGAAACCUUGGCAUUGUAUCAUCAGAAAUACAAGUUCAAGAAAGCGAUGACGCAGAGGAGGAGCAGACGGGAUCUCUACCAGAAGCUGGAAAUUAUACUGGAAAAUAUCGGAUACAAGGGCAGGGAUUGCAUACUGAAAACGUUAUGUGAGACCAAACAUCGUAUCGUACCCAAUGGAGGCAAUAUGAUUGAAGAGAUGUUUAGAACCAUAUUCACUUUGCCGAUAACGAAAGUACUUCCAGUGGAACCUUUAGAGCAUACAAUAUAUGACUCUGCACAUCGACUAAGCAAUACACUCGACGACUGUGACAGUUACAAUUGUCCGAUAUCUCUAGUAGAUUGGGCUCAGGGAUAUUACAACGCACCUGCACCGCAAGUGGACGUGUCAAAACAACCCUGGGCGUUAUUCAGCAGUAAUUUUGGUUAAAGCAAACAAUAAACAUUUGAGAGUCCUUUCCUUCCACGUGGACUUGCGCCAACGUUUAUUUUCUUCGCGCACAUCAUUACUAAGCACGCAUAUGCUCACUAGGUAAAUGUGCACUAUCU